Molecule: messenger RNA, 606 nt
Organism: Sinocyclocheilus anshuiensis
Lineage: Eukaryota; Metazoa; Chordata; Actinopteri; Cypriniformes; Cyprinidae
Product: fibroblast growth factor receptor 4-like
Exons: 4
Source: RefSeq, a predicted model, not a curated record
UCUCCACACAGGCCCAUCCUUCAAGCUGGUUUACCCAAAAACACUACAGCUGUAGUGGGUGGAGAUGCCCAGUUCCUGUGUAAAGUCUACAGUGAUGCCCAGCCUCACAUCCAGUGGCUAAAACACAUAGAGAUGAAUGGCAGCCGCUAUGGGCAUGAUGGCAUUCCUUACGUGAAGAUUGUGAAGACAGGAAGCUUGAACAUGUCUGAAGUUGAAGUCCUAUAUCUUACCAAUAUCACAAUGGAGGAUGCAGGAGAAUACACCUGCUUGGCGGGAAACUCUAUAGGGUUCUCUCAUCAGUCUGCUUGGCUUACAGUCUUAUCAGAGGAGGAUUUGGCCAAGGAGAUGGACCUUAUGGAGGCCAAGUACACUGACAUCAUCAUCUAUGCUUCUGGUUUCCUUGCACUGGUGAUGGCCAUUGUCAUAGUGGUACUCUGCCGAAUGCAGGUUCAUCCCAGUCGGGAGCCUUUUGAUACUCUCCCAGUGCAGAAACUCUCCAAAUUUCCCUUACGCAGACAGUAUUCAGUGGAGUCCAAUUCUUCCGGAAAAUCAAGUGCUUCACUGAUGAGGGUGGCUCGUCUUUCCUCCAGUUGUUCCCCAAUGCUG